Talaromyces rugulosus is the source of this 387-nucleotide messenger RNA. RefSeq lists its product as uncharacterized. NCBI's taxonomy places the organism in Eukaryota, Fungi, Ascomycota, Eurotiomycetes, Eurotiales, Trichocomaceae. The coding region runs from base 1 to 387 and encodes 128 amino acids. The transcript is spliced from 3 exons. The record is from RefSeq and is a predicted model, not a curated record.
AUGUCGGGUCGCCAGGUCUCCCACGGUCGUGGGGGUGCAGGAAACAUUCACACUGAUGGCAAACCACCCAUGCCCGCCGAUCUGGUCACCCCCACCAUCAAGCAGGACUUUUACACCACUGGCCGCGGCGGAUCAGGCAACAUGAUGUUCAACGACAAGGACCGUCCGGAGAUUGCGCGUGGCAGUCAGGACGUGGAGGAGCCUCCGAAGCGAUCGGAGGAGAGCGUCCAGUUCACCGGUCGAGGUGGUGUCGCCAACGCUGUCAUCCCUAGCGUCGAGGAGCAAAAGGCCAAAAACACCGCCUCUGCCGUCAGUUCUGGCCAACAGCGAGACCGAGUACCGUCGAAAGAACGACCCAAGGAAGUCCCUGGCGGCAAGACUACCUAG